UUCUCGGUUUUUCCCCCACUUACUCCACCGACCACCAUUGCAUUCACUUUCCUCUCUCUGUCCCUCUCCCCUGUAACCCCUAAAGGCAAGUAACUGACAUCUCUGCUAAUAAACCCUUUUCAAGGUUUCUUCUUCUUCAAUCCCUUUUCAAGUAUAACUUCAAGAAUCUAUUGAAGCAUUAAAAUUUUAAGAAGAUGGAGGAACAUGGGGCAGCAAGCAAUGUAGCUCGUGCAAUAGUGGCUGCCCUUGAUUGGAACUCUUCUCCUGAUGAACGUAAAGCCGCUUAUGCCUAUUUAGAAUCUAUAAAAGCAGGGGAUGUACGUGUCCUGGUGAGCACAUCAUUUCUUUUAGUAAGGAAAGAAUGGUCUUCAGAAAUACGACUGCAAGCCUACAAGAUGCUUCAGCAUUUGGUGCGGUUGCGAUGGGAUGAAUUAAACCCUGAUGAGCGAAGGAACUUUGCAAGUGUAGCUGUUGAUUUGAUGUCUGAAAUUACUAAUUCCAGUGAAGAAUGGGCUUUGAAAAGUCAGACAUCAGCUCUUGUUGCUGAGAUAGCUAGGAGAGAAGGUUUAAGUUUGUGGCAGGAGCUUUUUCCAUCUCUAGUAGCUCUUUCUAAUAAGGGUCCUGCACAAGCAGAACUGGUCUCAAUGAUGCUAAGGUGGCUUCCUGAAGAUAUAACUGUCCAUAAUGAAGAUUUGGAAGGUGAUCGCCGUAGGCUAUUGUUACGUGGACUUACCGACUCUUUGCCUGAGAUUUUUCCCUUACUGUACAGUUUACUAGAAAGGCACUUUGGAGCUGCACUAACUGAAGCAGGAAGACAACAAUUAGAAGUUGCAAGACAGCAUGCAGCAGCUGUAACUGCCACUCUAAAUGCUGUUAAUGCAUACGCUGAAUGGGCUCCCUUGCCAGAUCUUGCAAAAUAUGGAAUAAUAUAUGGUUGUGGCUUCUUGCUCUCCUCUCCGGACUUUCGUCUUCAUGCAUGUGAGUUCUUCAAGCUUGUCUCCCUGAGGAAAAGAUCAACUGAUGCUGCUGUUGAGUUUGAUUCUGCAAUGAGUAACAUUUUUCAGAUUUUGAUGAAAGUCUCUGGAGACUUCUUGCAAAAAUCUGACUCUGGUGCAGUCAUUGAUGAGAAUGAAUUUGAGUUUGCUGAGUACAUAUGUGAGAGCAUGGUUGCUUUGGGUUCUUCAAACUUGCAAUGUAUUGCUGGUGAUAAUUCAGUUCUAUCAUUUUACCUUCAACAGAUGCUCGGAUUCUUCAAGCACCAUAAGCUUGCUCUUCAUUAUCAAUCUCUACUGUUUUGGCUGACGCUUAUGAGAGAUUUAUUGUCAAAGCCAAAGAUUGUUGUGUCUGGGGAAAAGUCAGCUACCAAUCUUGCAGUGGGAUCAGGACAAGAUACAGAGAAAAACAAAAUAUUGGCUUUUGUAAAUGAUGAUAUCUGCAGUUCUAUAUUGGAUGUAUCUUUCCAGCGAUUACUGAAGAAGGAAAAACUCAAUCCUGGAACAUCGCUUUCUGUUGGGACAUUAGAGUUGUGGAGUGAUGAUUUUGAGGGUAAAGGAGAUUUUGGCCAGUACCGUUCAAGGCUGUUGGAGUUGAUCCGUUUUGUUGCAGCUGUCAAGCCUAUGGUAGCUGCUGCUAAAGUUUGUGAGAGAAGUAUGACUAUUAUUAAGAGUCUCUUCCUUGCUCCUUAUCCUGCUCAGGAAUUGGUUAUACUUGAGAGCAUGCAGUUGGCUUUAGAAAAUGUUGUAAACGCAGUGUUUGAUGGAUCAAGUGAAACUGUAAGGAGCAGUUCUGAAGUUCAACAGUCAUUGUGCAGAAUGUUUGAAGGUCUGCUUCAACAACUUCUUCCUUUGAAAUGGACUGAACCGGCGCUUGUAGAAGUUCUCGGUCAUUACUUAGACGCACUAGGACCCUUUCUGAAGUAUAAUCCAGAUGUUGUUGGCAGUGUCGUUAAUAAGUUGUUCGAGCUACUGACCUCACAACCCUUUGUUGUCAAGGAUCCUGCUACAAGUGCUUCUCGACAUGCGAGAUUACAGAUUUGCACAUCAUUCAUCCGAAUUGCAAAGGCUGCAGACCAGAGCAUUUUGCCUCACAUGAAAGGAAUUGCUGACACUAUGGCACUUCUACAAAAAGAUGGUCGUCUACUUCGUGGGGAGCACAAUCUCUUGGGUGAAGCAUUCCUCAUUAUGGCUUCUGCUGCCGGAGUUCAGCAGCAGCUAGAAGUUUUGGCCUGGUUACUUGAACCAUUGAGCAAACAGUGGACACAGCUUGACUGGCAAGAUACAUAUCUCUCUGAUCCAACAGGUUUGAUUCGACUGUGUGCUGAUACACCAUUUAUGUGGUCCAUUUUCCACACAGUUACGUUCUUUGAGAAGGCUCUUAAACGGAGUGGUCUAAGGAAAGGCAAUAUUAGUGUACAAGCCAUACCUACAUCUGACAGUUUACACCCAAUGGCAUCUCAUGUCUCGUGGAUGCUUCCUCCUCUUCUUAAACUACUCCGUGCCAUACAUUCUCUUUGGUCUCCAGCUGUUAGUCAAGCAUUACCUGGAGAGAUAAAAGCUGCAAUGGCUAUGAGUGAUGUUGAAAGGGCCAGUCUUUUCGGGGGAGGUAAUGUUAAAUUGCCUAAAGGUACUCUAAGUUUUACUGAUGGAUCUCCAUUCGAUAUGAAUAGAGAAGCUUAUGCGGAGCCAAAUGAAGCUGAUAUCCGCAACUGGCUGAAAGGUAUCAGAGAUAGUGGGUACAAUGUACUGGGUUUAUCAGCAACCAUUGGGGAUCCUUUGUUCAAAUGCUUAGACUCUCAGUCUGUUAUUAUAGCCUUGAUGGAGAACAUACAACAUAUGGAGUUCAGGCACUUAAGGCUGCUUGUUCAUUUAGUGUUGAUCCCCUUGAUUAAAAAUUGCCCUUCUGAUAUGUGGGAGUCAUGGCUGGAAAAGCUCUUGCACCCAUUACUUGUCCAUUCUCAGCAAGCUCUUAGCUAUUCGUGGUCUAGUCUCUUACAGGAAGGUAGAGCAAAGGUUCCUGAUCUGCAUGGCUUAGUCGAUGGCUCAGACUUGAAAGUGGAAGUAAUGGAGGAAAAGCUCCUGCGAGAUCUAACUCGCGAAACGUGUUCAAUCCUCUCAGUUUUUGCUUCACCCAUACUCAAUGCUGGACUUCCUUCAUUGGAGUCAUCUGGCCAUGUGAGCCGAGUGGAUGAGUCAUCACUUAAAGACUUGGCUGCAUUUGCCACAAGCUCCAUGGUUGGAUUUGUAUUGAUGCAUAAAAGCGUAGCACUUCCAGCCUUGCAGAUCAGUUUAGAGGCUCUAAGAUGGACAGAUGGUGAAGCUGUAACUAAAGUUUCUUCAUUUUGUGGAGCUGUAAUCCUCUUGGCUAUUUCAACAACUAAUAUGGAGCUUCGGGACUUCGUUUGUAAAGAUCUGUUCCCUGCAACAAUACAGGCUCUGGCUCUGGAGUCAAAUGCUUUCAUCAGUGCUGAUUUAGUUGCGCUUUGUCGUGAGAUUUUCAUUUAUCUUGCUGAUAAACACCCAGCACCGCGACAGAUUUUACUAUCUCUCCCUUGCAUUACAUCCCAAGAUCUCCUUGCCUUUGAGGAAGCGUUGACCAAGACUGCUAGUCCUAAGGAGCAGAAACAGCACAUGAAGAGCUUCCUGAUGUUAGCAACAGGAAACAAAUUAAAAGCUCUCGCUGCACAAAAAAGCGUUAAUGUCAUCACAAAUGUUUCAACAAAACCUCGUAAUGUAACUCCUGCUUUGGAAUCCAAUAUCGAUGAAGGAGAUGCUAUUGGAUUAGCGGGAAUCGUGUAAGGAAGUUUGUUUAGCAUAUCAAUGAUCAUCUAAUAUAAUCGAGUUUAUUACCGAAAAGGUCCCUAAUAUCCCAAUGUAAUGGCUUAGUCCUCUAUGUCGAUGUCAUUCUUAUUCUGCCCCAAUCAAGAAUACUGGUUCUUAAGUAGUCCUUUAACCUUAUUGCUGGUGAAAUUCAAUGGCAAUUUCCUACCUCUUUUGACAGGUAGAUUGCACAAUAUACAAAAGAAAGUAUACUAACAGAAGAAAGUCUCUUGUUUUGAGUUAGAUGUUAAUCAAAAUAUUUGGCCAGUCGUACCGGAAAUUGCCCUUUUCCAUUACCAGUUGAGGUUGGAAGAUUUGAAAACAAUCAUCAACUAUUGAGGAUGUAGUAAAUAUGAAAUGAAUGAGGACUCUACAGAUGAAGAUUACAAAAGUCACAUGAGUUGCAACGAGAGGCCAUCUUUUUAGCUGAAUGGUUUGUUUGGAAGGCAUUAUUGAUCUCAUUUUGAUAUCAUAGUUUCUUGACUCUGUAAAGUUGCUCUUUCUUCUGUAUUAGUCAUGGCUAUGAGUUGGUGUUCCAUGUACAUUCUGCCUUCUUUUGGGUCCUGCCUUUUGACUUUGUGAAUCUGAACCAUAGUCAAGUAUGCUUUUCGAGUUAUUGAGUAUUGGCCUGAUGCAAUGAAAUACAUGUCCUGUAAUAAACCUAUAUAAGAAUGGUUGAGGCUUUCAGAUUAUUUUGUUUGUACCUCACAGCUGCUUAACUCUAAUAACCAUAGAUUGAGACUACAUUA
Messenger RNA from Solanum dulcamara, 4564 nucleotides. Its product is annotated as protein HASTY 1. Bases 195 to 3794 code for a protein of 1199 amino acids. Gene Ontology annotation, cellular component: nucleus; cytoplasm; RNA nuclear export complex. The transcript has 22 exons. Gene Ontology annotation, biological process: protein export from nucleus; RNA export from nucleus. NCBI's taxonomy places the organism in Eukaryota, Viridiplantae, Streptophyta, Magnoliopsida, Solanales, Solanaceae. Gene Ontology annotation, molecular function: RNA binding; nuclear export signal receptor activity. The record is from RefSeq and is a predicted model, not a curated record.